AUGAAAUUCAUCAUUGCUUUAUUAUUAGCCUUCUUAGCCUUCGCCACCGCUGAUGUUACCUUCAAAAGCUCUUCUGGUAGUUGCAAUUUUUCCUUAAGUGCAGGUGAAUGUAAAUCUGUUCCAUGUGCUAUCGCUCCAUCUGCUGUUAAACUCAUUGCCAAUGACAAUUAUGCAUCAGGUUAUGCCUACCAACUUGGUAACACCUGUAAUCUCCUUACCCCACUCCAAAUUGAACUUGUCUGUGGUCAAACAGUUGCAAUUGCCUCCGAUGGAAAAAAUAUUUUCACUGCUGAUUGUAAUGCCAAAGACAACUCCUCCUCAUCCUCAUCAACCGUUUAUGUUAGCUUCACUAUUUUAUUAUUAGGUUUAUUAGCUGCUUUAUUAUAA
This is a messenger RNA of Dictyostelium purpureum, 387 nucleotides long. RefSeq lists its product as uncharacterized. The record is from RefSeq and is a predicted model, not a curated record. The transcript has a single exon. Lineage: Eukaryota; Evosea; Eumycetozoa; Dictyosteliales; Dictyosteliaceae. The coding region runs from base 1 to 387 and encodes 128 amino acids.